Molecule: messenger RNA, 4426 nt
Organism: Dama dama (fallow deer)
Lineage: Eukaryota; Metazoa; Chordata; Mammalia; Artiodactyla; Cervidae
Gene: LARP4
Product: La ribonucleoprotein 4
Exons: 17
Coding region: 338-2353 (671 amino acids)
Biological process (GO): positive regulation of translation
Cellular component (GO): cytosol; cytoplasmic stress granule
Molecular function (GO): mRNA 3'-UTR binding
Source: RefSeq, a predicted model, not a curated record
GGGGCCAGGCGAGUGUCCUUAUCCUAGCGAUUGGGGCUCGGGCCUGUAAGCCAGUUGGAGUCGCGUUGGCGAGAACGAUUGGGCCGAGCGGAGGAAGACAUGUUGCUCUUCGUGGAGCAUUUGUAGGGUUAAGUGGCAUGGGAUUUCUGUUUCUGAUAGUAAAUAGCAGGUGACAUCUAAAGGAACUGGUUUAAAUCCUAAUGCCAAAGUAUGGCAAGAAAUACCUCCGGGAAAUACUGAUGCUACGCCAGUAGCUCAUGGAACUGAAAGCUCUUGGCAUGAAACAGCAGCUACAUCAGGAUCUCUUCCUGAGGGUAAUAGAGAACUUGCAGAUGAUAUGUGUAAGGAAUAUGAAGUAAUGUAUUCAUCUUGUGAAACCCCAAGAAAUACUACAGGCAUUGAAGAAUCAACUGAUGGAAUGAUUUUGGGGCCAGAAGAUCUGAAUUAUCAAAUAUAUGAUGUUUCUGGAGAAAGCAACUCAGCAAUUUCUACAGAAGAACUAAAAGAGUGUUUAAAGAAACAAUUAGAAUUCUGUUUCUCACGAGAAAAUUUGUCAAAGGAUCUUUACCUGAUAUCUCAAAUGGACAGUGAUCAGUUCAUCCCAAUUUGGACAGUUGCUAACAUGGAAGAAAUUAAAAAACUGACCACAGACCCUGACCUAAUUCUUGAAGUUUUGAGAUCUUCUCCCAUGGUACAAGUUGAUGAGAAGGGUGAGAAAGUGAGACCAAGUCAUAAGCGUUGCAUUGUAAUUCUUAGAGAGAUUCCUGAAACAACACCAAUAGAGGAAGUAAAAGCUUUGUUUAAAAAUGAAAACUGCCCCAAGGUGAUAAGCUGUGAGUUUGCGCACAAUAGCAACUGGUAUAUCACUUUCCAGUCAGACACAGAUGCACAACAGGCUUUUAAAUACUUAAGAGAAGAAGUUAAGACAUUUCAGGGCAAGCCAAUCAUGGCAAGGAUAAAAGCCAUCAAUACAUUUUUUGCUAAGAAUGGUUAUCGAUUAAUGGAUUCUAGUAUGUAUAGUCAGCCCAUUCAAACUCAAGCACAGUAUGCCUCACCGGUCUUUAUGCAGCCUGUAUAUAAUCCUCACCAACAGUACUCUGUCUAUAGUAUUGUGCCUCAGUCUUGGUCUCCAAAUCCCGCACCUUACUUUGAAACACCGCUGGCUCCCUUUCCCAAUGGUAGUUUUGUGAAUGGCUUUAGUUCACCAGCAUCUUAUAAAACAAAUGCUGCCGCCGCCGCUGCCGCCGCCGCCGCCGCCGCUGCUACUGUAAAUAUGGGUCGACCAUUCCAAAAAAAUCGUGUGAAGCCUCAUUUUAGGUCAGGUGGUUCAGAACAUUCAACAGAGGGCUCUGUGUCGUUGGGGGAUGGACCAUUGACCAGAUCUGGUUCAAGAAACUUUGCAACUGAACGACAUAAUCCUGCAGUGACAGGGCAUCAGGAGCAAAGCUGCCUUCCAAAAGAGACUCCCGCUUUGCAGAUGGAACAGAAUGGGGACUAUGGCAGGGGCAGGAGAACUCUCUUCAGAGGUCGAAGACGUCGGGAAGAUGAAAGGAUCCCAAGACCCCAUCCUUCAACAGCUGAAGCAAAGGUUCCCACACCAAAGUUUGACUUGCUAGCCUCAAAUUUUCCUCCUUUACCUGGAAGUUCAUCAAGAACCCCAGGUGAACUUGUUUUGGAGAGCAGGAUGUCUGAUGUUGUUAAGGGUGUCUGCAAAGAAAAGGAUAAUGAAGAGUUCAGAGUUAGCUGCCCAGUGCCUACAGAGGAUGAACAGACAGACUGCACUUCUGCCCAGCAACUCAGUAUGAGCCCCAGUCCCCCAUGUACAGCUGAGCUUUCUGCAUUAAGCACAACUCAGCCUGAAAAGGAUCUAGUAGAGGAUUCCACUGUUCAGAAGGAUGUUCCCAGCCAGCCAAUAGUACCAGUUUCUUCCCCGAGUACUGCAAAGCCAUCGAGAACAAAUACUGCUUCACCAUGUAAUAACAACAUAAGUGCGGCUGUAGCUGUGGCCCUGCAGGAACCUCGAAAGCUCAGUUAUGCUGAAGUGUGCCAGAAGCCCCCUAAAGAGCCAGCUCCAGCUCUUGCGCAGCCACUGAGAGAACUGCGCUCCAAUGCAGUAUCUCCCACCAAAAAUGAAGAGAAUGGAGCUCCCGAGAAGUCCUUUGAGAAACAACAUGAGAAGCCAGAAGCAAGGGCUAGUAAGGAUUACUCUGGCUUUCGAGGCAAUGCCAUUCCCAGGGGAGCAGCUGGAAAAAUCAGGGAACAGAGACGCCAGUUUGGCCAUAGGGCUAUACCUCAGGGAGUGACUCGACGUAAUGGCAAAGAGCAAUAUGUGCCACCCAGAUCACCAAAGUAAAAAACAAAACAAAAACUAUUCAAAACCUUCUCUCUCUUCCCAUUAAACUUGAGCCGUGGCUAUACUGAACUGUUUUGGAGGGGAGGGGGUGGCCAGGAAGGAAGCAAGAGAAAGUACAUCCUUAAAUCAUUACGGAUUUUGGAGUUGUGAGCAGUAGAAUCCCAAAAUUCAUCUCUAAAGUGAUUUUAAAAUGCUGGAGGAUUCCAAUCAGUAUAAAUAUAUAUAUAUAUGUAUACAUAUAUAAAAAUAUAAUUUUUCUAUUUUUGUUUUUGAUUUUAAUUUGCAGAGAUCUUCUGCCUGGAAUCAAUUUUGAGGGUUCAGAUUUAGCUUGGGAAAAAAACAUAUUACACAUCCUUCAGUAGGAGACGAGGGAGUGAGAGAAAAUAUUUUUUGAAGAAGCAUUUCUGUAAAAUUAGAAAUUAAUUUUUUUAAUCUAUUUAAAGUUUGGCUUGGAGAAUGCCAUUUCUGCCUAUAUGGCCUUGUGUUGCAAAACAGAUCAGUGGCUGGGGUGCCUGUUGUGGUGUGAGUGUGUGCAAGUGUGAUUGAAGCCAAAUCUGUUGUCAUGUUAGUAAAUGAUUUGAAAACUGAAUGUAAUACUUGAGUAGAUUUUUUUUCCAGUUUGAAAUUUAGUCUGUCUUUUCAACCUUACUAAUAUUUCAUUCAACAAGCUGUUAAACUCUGAUUGUACUUAGAGAUAUGACUACCAAUCAGUUUGAAAUUCAAGGAAAGAAUGGGGGUUAUUCAAAAAAUUGCAGUUUUAUAGUAGAUCUGAGUGGGUGGGUCAAAUGGAGUUCAGAGGUUUAAGCUGCCCUGUGAUUCUCCCCAGCCCCCUAAAAUAGGAAACAGUUUUCUUUUGUUAACUUCAUUUGUUAUUCUCAGUUCUUUGACUGCCCACCCCCAAAAGCAAAAUAACCAACCAACUACAGAAUUGUAUGUUUCUAACUGCCUUGAUCAGUCUAGUCAAAUCAUAACUGUUCUAAAUUUCUGACUUGAACAUUGAAGGAUUUUACUCUUCUGGUCAUGUAUUUAGAACUUAUAUCCCAUAAUAGUAGGGCAGACAGACCCAACAAUAAUUUAUUUGUUAGUGUUAAAGAUGAAACAUUGUAGCCAACUCUUAAAGUGUUAAAUAGUGUAGACAUUAAAAGAAAUUUCUUUUUAAAGGCUUAAUUUGGGGACAACUUUUUUUCUGUUUACAAUGUAUUUAUCACCUCCUUUCUUUCUCUUUCUCCAAAAAAAAAAAAAGACAGAUUUGGAAUUCACAGAAACAGAGCCAGCAAGUCGCAAAAUUUUUGAGUUAACAAGUUAGAUAAUUAAAAUUAACAUAUUUCUCAGUGAAUAAAGUUGUAACUCUCAUAUGAAAUAGACAAGUUUACAUGCUGGUGUUUAGAAAAUGGCUAAAAAAUCAAAAACCAUGUUGCAUUAAUCUGUUUUAAGUCAUACCAUUUUCAGAGUUCUGUGUUUUCUCUUUAGGGAUAGUUUGUGAUAGUAAUAACUGUCCCUUAUGUUAGUGAAUUACAUUUGUACAAACUGAAACUGUAAAUUGUGAACACUGGAAAGCACCAUUGUGACAUAGAAUAAACAUCUUAGUAAUAUAUUAAAAUGAAUGUAAAUGGAGGUUAAAAUUACAUUACUGUGAAACUCAUCUUCCAACUCUAAGUUAAGCUUUGGAGAUUUGUAUUAGUAGGUAAUUGUUCAGAGCUUUGAAAACACUGCACAUUUCUGUACAAUCCAGAAUUAUCACUUCUUUGUAACUUAUUCAGCUUGGCAAUUGCUUUUAAUUUGGUGGAUUGAUAACAUGAUAUAAUAUAUUUAAGCAGUUCGAAGCUAUUCAUUUCUACACACUAUUUUCUACUAAAUGAAACAUACAAUAAAACUACCUGUGUUGAAAUUUGGGGGAAGUUUAGGUCCUUUAAAGAAAAAAAAAGUAUUAAUAAUCAUUGACUACAUCUAUGAUAAAAGUGCUUAUUUUGGUUUACUUAGAUAAUGCUGCAGCUGGUGGAAUGAUAAGCAUUUAAAGUGUUAACACUCUGUGAAUGCAUUGGAUUUAAGAGAAUAAACAUUUUAUAAAAAUCA